AUGUGGACGUUUGGGCGCCGCGCAGUCUCUGGCUUCUUGUUCCGGGCGGCGCUCCCGGGCCCAGUCCAGGCCCGCGCUGGCGCUCCCGUGUCGGCGGAAGAUACCUCUCCGUGCGGCCGUCGGAGCCUGCGGGUUAGGACCGCAGCAGCCUGCGCACCCAGCCAAGCUAGUUUGAACUUCUGCUGCCUCAACCAGAUUCUGAAUGUCAAAAAGCAGAGCAUCCAUUUGAUGAAUUUGAGGAAAACAGGAACUUUGGGUGAUGCAAGCUUUCUAGAUGAGACCACCUAUGAAAGACUGGCAGAGGAGACGUUGUAUUCCCUUGCAGAGUUUUUUGAAGACCUUGCAGACAAACCUUACACGUUUGAAGACUAUGAUGUCUCGUUUGGGAGUGGUGUUUUAACAAUUAAACUGGGUGGAGGUCUCGGAACCUACGUGAUCAACAAGCAGACCCCAAACAAGCAAAUCUGGCUGUCUUCUCCUUCCAGUGGGCCCAAGCGUUAUGACUGGACCGGGAAAAACUGGGUAUACUCCCACAACGGCGAAUCCCUCCACCAGCUGCUGGCCACCGAGUUUUCCAAAGCUUUAAAAACGAAACUGGACCUGUCUUCCUUAGCCUAUUCCGGAAAAGACAGUUGAUACCCAGCCCAGUUUUAA
Chrysochloris asiatica (Cape golden mole) is the source of this 654-nucleotide messenger RNA. Its product is annotated as frataxin, mitochondrial-like. NCBI's taxonomy places the organism in Eukaryota, Metazoa, Chordata, Mammalia, Afrosoricida, Chrysochloridae. The record is from RefSeq and is a predicted model, not a curated record. Gene Ontology annotation, biological process: intracellular iron ion homeostasis; iron incorporation into metallo-sulfur cluster. Gene Ontology annotation, molecular function: iron chaperone activity; ferric iron binding; ferrous iron binding. The transcript has 5 exons. Gene Ontology annotation, cellular component: mitochondrion.